GGAAAUCAUAAGAUCACUCACAAGCUGUCACGCUUACAGACAUGAAGCGGUUGCUUUGGCUGCCUUUCCUGCUCAUCCACCUGGCCGGGACAGGAAACCCACAACAACUUGAGACAUGCUUGCAUCAGCCAAAAAACACGAUCUGGAAAAAAAUAGGAGAAGAAGCUUUUCUACGCUGUACGGUUAGGUCAAACUGUCCCCCAUGGCAGCUCGAAUGGUUUAUUGUUAAAGAAAGCUCUCAUCAGCAACUUUAUGUUACUAGUAGGCACAAUUUGAGUAAAAACACUUUACACAUCAAGUCACUUAAUGUCAACGACACCGGGACGUACCUCUGCGCUGCAAGCAUUGACCAAAUAGGACCCUUACUUACACCAGAAUGCUGCCUACCAUUUGUAGGAGAGGGGACGACUCUUAUUGUGGGAGAGAGACCUAAACUGAUGGCGUGGAAAAUUCUUCUGUGGUUGUCAUUUACCCUUUUGGCCAUUUAUAGCUUAGCUUUAGUGAUGCUCAUCAUUCUAAGGAAGCACGGCUGUAACCUGACCUCCAGCAAAACGACAUCUAAAACUGAAACGCAGAAUAGCUUAAGGAAGAAAACACAGUUCAGAGACGUACUGCAAGAGCUUCACAGCAGGGCGAACGUAAACAGAAGGAAGCAAAGCACAAGCAGAAAUGGUUCCCAAGUUGAGGCAGCAAGUGUGGACGGCAACCUCUCUACAGAAGAUAUCUACCAAAAUGUCUAAGGGUCAGCCCUGUUGAAUAAUAGCUUCAGUGGGAUAUUACAGAGCUGUGACACAUGUGUGACUGUUUUGUGACAGAAUGACAAAUAUGUCAGGUCACUGGUUGGGUUUUUGCACGUUUCCCAAUGAAACGAGACAUUAACUGCGCAAUAACGGUGCUCAGUCAGUCGCCUCAGCAAAGUCGUAUCGUCUCUCUUAACUGUUCCGUUUACACUUUCUGCUCUCACUAACUAGUCCAAGCAAGUUUAUUCCUUAUAACUAUUGUAACUGGGGACGUUUUUGCAGCGCAGAGGAUUAAUGUCAAAUAGUUGUUAGAAUUUUUCUUAAUCUUAGCACAGAUCCACAAGCUAAACAAGGCGUGCAUAUUUAUAUGAGUAAUAUGUGGUUUUAAACAGGAACAUGAGAGGAAAAAACAAAGGAGUAGGGUGCUGCUUCUAAGCUCUGACAGGCAUUGAUGAUGCUAAUAAUGUGCUAUUUUGUCAAACUACUUCCUGACACCAAAAAUACAUUUCCAAAACAUUUUAACAUUUCCGUGCAGCAGUCCUACACUAGGCUGAGUUUACCUACGUUUUGCAUUCAAGCAUCAAGAUUAUGUUGUGAGGUUGAUCUUUGAUUUGUGACACUUUUAAGUCGUGUCUCAUAUCUCAAAAAAUCAACACUCUAUUGCUAAAAGUAUUGGGUCGCUUGCCUAUUUGUGCAUGUAUUUGUGUGUUGCAAACACUUUAAUAUGAUGUUGGCUUAUCAGAUGCAGCUACAACAGCUUUAAUUCAACUGGUUUGGAGUAUGUUUAGAGGAAUUUACCAUUCUUUGAGAAGUGCAUAUAGGAUGAGGUCCAGCCACCCUUGGUACGGGUGUUGUUUGAAUAUGUGAGGAUCUCAGGCCACAUCCCAGAGUGGUGGGCUACCGUUCAGUGGCCUAAGGCUCCCGGGGGGUGACAGGCUGGCUAUGGCCCGCAGUUGCUACACUGGGCUCAGGUGGGCAUCCCUCCCGCUUAAUCUCUCAGCGGCUAGUUCAUCAGGAGGGAAAGUAGUGUGCCCUGCAUACCUUGGCCCAUCGCAGUCCCAGCUGCUGAGCUGAACUGGUGCCUGACGACGUGUCGGGGGCUUCGUGAGGUCUCCUGUGCCCGUUGCAUUCCUAUACGGUACUCCCACUCAACACAAACACACCCAUUUCUACUCAUAUUCACACCCACACGCAUACCCACAUACCAGCACUCAGAUAACCCAAAUGGUUCAAGGUCAUACAAAUGCAGGUUAUUACAGCAAUAUGGCUUACCAACUUUGAUGCUGUAUCAAAUCAGGAUUUAAUAAAGUUAAUCACAUAAUAAGGAUACAAUUUUGAGAUACCGUUUUAUAGAGAAAAACUGCUCUGGGACAUGUAAACAACCAGCUUAUUAAUAUGGAAUGCCUGAAAUGUCCCAACAGGGCAUGUGUGUAAAAAAAAUUUUAAUAAAAUAAACUACCAACAGACUCUAAUGCUGGGUUCAGACCGAAUGUGAUUUAAAAAAGGUGUCCAACACCUCAACUUGGGUGCUUGUGAUGAGCGUUUUUGACACCUUGAGCAAUGUGUGGACAGAUUUGUCUGAUUCGCGUUGGGAGGAGCUACCCUGUUCUUUUCCUUAAAUGCAGGGAAGUAUUUAUCGAUGACCCACUAUUCCGACUUCCUCAUCAAUCCACCUCCUGGCAAGGCCCUUUCUAGUACUGUCCCUGUAGUGAUAUCUCAACUGAUCAUAGACAAUAGGAUGAGUUUGACCUCCAUUGUCGACUUCAGUCUUUUCAGGAUCCUUCUGUCCUGUCGGAAAAUGCGCCACUACAUAACCUAGUAGAGUCUCUGAUUGAUUGACGCUUCGCAUACAGCUGCAAAAGUUUAGAUUUUCCAACUCUAGCAUCUGCCGCUUUGGACAUUUAUAUUUCAAUACGCGCUGCACCCAAUGGGUGAAUCACGCUACGGGACCUCUCAAUGCUCCUAGAUGUGCGUCCACCAAAGACUUUGCAUCUAAACCAGACGCCCAUGAUGCUCAAAUAGCAUUCGGUCUUAACGCAGCACAAGUGCCAUUCAGCAUGCUGAGGUGAGUAAUUCAUCAGUGAAGUAUGCUACAGCUUAAACCUAUAUGUUAUUUUAGGCAUCGGUUGAUUUCUCACUCGAUUUUAGUUUUAGUUCUGCUUUUUGUUUGUUAAUUAGGCCACUUUAGUUAGACUUAAUCGUUUGAACAUAAAGACCUCUGAACUCUAAGGAUGAACUAGAGUUUGCUGCAACAUAUAUAUAUAGACUUUGUUAGUCGGAUUUCACAAUUGAAAAUCGGGCUUUGUUUUUUUUAGCUAAAUCUAUUUAUCGAAAUAGUUCCUUAUAAAAUAAAAAAAACAAAUUUCUUUUAAAAGACAUAUGGU
Molecule: messenger RNA, 3124 nt
Organism: Fundulus heteroclitus (mummichog)
Lineage: Eukaryota; Metazoa; Chordata; Actinopteri; Cyprinodontiformes; Fundulidae
Exons: 6
Coding region: 42-740 (232 amino acids)
Source: RefSeq, a predicted model, not a curated record